This is a messenger RNA of Corticium candelabrum, 1480 nucleotides long. Its product is annotated as glycosaminoglycan xylosylkinase-like. The transcript has 8 exons. Bases 19 to 1389 code for a protein of 456 amino acids. Gene Ontology annotation, biological process: protein phosphorylation. Gene Ontology annotation, molecular function: phosphotransferase activity, alcohol group as acceptor. Gene Ontology annotation, cellular component: Golgi apparatus. NCBI's taxonomy places the organism in Eukaryota, Metazoa, Porifera, Homoscleromorpha, Homosclerophorida, Plakinidae. The record is from RefSeq and is a predicted model, not a curated record.
GACAGAAACCGUUAGCUAAUGAAGCUGAAGUCGAGAUGCUUUUUGUCUGUUGCAUGCGCAUUAGCGGUGACUACGUUUCUAUUACUGAGAUCACUUUUUAAAGAAAGAGAAGCCAUUGACUACAAUCAGAAAGAUUCGUUGCGGCGUGCAGUUCGCGUCGGGCUGGUGCAGCACCCGGAUGAUAAUCGAAGUCCAACUAUUUCUAGAAUUCGCACCAACACAGACAAAUCUCUGCAAGACAAGCCUGGUAGGACUGUAAGUCAUGAUCAGCCAGCUCUACAUGAAACAACAACUGCUAGAGCCAGUCUUCGAAAGCAAGUUGUAAACAAUCCUCUUCAUCUUUCUCCUUGGAAGUUGUUUCAAAGUUGGGUAACUGCAGAGCAGUUGUAUACUGUUGACAGUUUGCAGUCUGAUGCAAUGAUUCGCAUCUUACAUGCGAUGUCUACUCAAAAGAUUGAACGCGUUCUUGUUGGAUAUAAAGGAACUCAACUAAAGGCAACGUUCAUCCUUGCAGAAAGCCAGAAAGUUGUCUUCAAACCAAUGAGAUACAGCAGGGAUGUCAUGAUAACUGGUGAUCCCUAUGCUGGUUAUGAUCGCCAUAAUGCAGAGAUUGCAGCGUUUCAUCUUGAUGGAAUUUUAGGAUUUCGAAGAGCUCCUCCGGUCGCUGGAAGAACUGUCAACUUGUCGAAGGAGGUGAUUCCUGUUUCAGAACACAAGUUGCUAAAGACAUUUUUCAAACAGAAUGGGAAUGAUUGUUUCUAUGGUGUAUGUUACUACUGCAAGAAGUCGGAUCCUGCUUGUGCAAAGGGAACAAUAAUGGAAGGAUCUGUCACAUUAUGGCUGCCUGAUGAACUAAAGUUGAAGACCUGGUAUCACCCCUGGAGAAGAACAUAUGUGAAAGGCAAGAAAGCCAGGUGGGAAGUCGAUCAAACCUACUGCAAAUUGGUUCAGCAACAAACACUGCAUCAGAAAGGACGGCGGCUUCUAGAUAUACUGGAUACUGCCAUAUUUGACUACUUGAUAGGAAAUGCAGAUCGACACCGAUUUGAAACAUUUGCAAAAGAUGGCAACAAUGGGAUGUUAUUGCUAUUGGAUAAUGCUAAAAGUUUUGGCAAUGCAAAGCAUGAUGAGUGGUCUAUCUUGGCACCAAUUUAUCAGUGCUGCAUGAUAAGGAGGUCAACAUGGGACAAGUUACUUGCCUUGUCUAAAGGUUCAAAGUCACUUGGUGCUUUGUUGAAAGAAAGAACAUCAGUCGAUUUCGUAGCUCCUGUUCUAACGGACGAGCAUUUUGAGGCAGUAAACCGUCGUUUGGAGAAUGCAAUUAAUCUAAUUAAUAAGUGCAUUUCCAAACGAGGAGAAUCUGUUGUACUGACAAAAGACUAUUUAUGAUGAGAUUGACAACUAACUUAAUUAACAGUGAAUAGAAUCAACAGCUUCAGGAUUUCAUACAAUAUAGUUAUAUUUCUGUUCUCGUCAACGU